GGACAGACUUUUUCUGAAUUUUAAAGUUUUGUUUUUUUUCUUUUGGAUUAGGAAACUAUUCAAAUUGGGAUCUGUCCGAUCCUUCCCACUUGUCUGCUUCCUACCUAUUCCUCCCCCUCCAGUCCGGGUACUGGGCCAGUCCAUCAGAUUGGCCCUCGAGUGACUCUUCAGACUUCGGGCACAGCAGUGCAUGUCACUGCUCACUCGAUCACAGACCAAGGCCAUGGACCGGAAGGCGGGAGAAUCCCUCCUGGCCUAUGAGGAACGCCUGGCGGCAUUCAUUCAGGAGGCCAACAAUAGGGCCACCGCCGCGGCCAAGGAACGUAAUCGGCUCGAACAAGAGGAGGAGGCCAAGCGACAGAAGGAGGAACAGGACCGACUUCGUCAAGAAGAGGCAGAGGCCAAGCGACAGAAGGAGGAACAGGACCGACUUCGUCAAGAAGAGGCAGACCUGCAGGCGGCAGCCGAACACCGGUCACGCCAGCGGGAACGACUGUUCACGCGGGAGACCGUGAUCGACGAUGAGGCCGCACAUUGGGUGGAAGUGACAUCUGCGGACGGGGCCCCGGAGACUGAGAAAGGGCUGUCAGCCCUUGCGCAGGUCUCCCACGACCUCGUGGCCACCUGCGCUCUGCAGCAGGAGGAAAUCCUUCACCUGCAGCAGACAGUGGACCAGAUGCUCGCACGGCUGCAGGCGUUGGAGAAACAGCCAGCUACUGUAGCAGCCGCAGGGCCUUCCACCCUUACCACCCGUGUGCAAGUUUUGGAGGAUGACGUCAGCAACAUCAAGCGUGUGCAUCAGGACUUCCGGACGUCGCAGUAAGCAACGAACUUGCAGUUGGAGACGCAGGUCCAGGCUGAUGCCACUGUGACGCCCGCCGCCGCACCCUCCCGGCGCCCACCCAAGCU
This is a messenger RNA of Chara braunii, 909 nucleotides long. Lineage: Eukaryota; Viridiplantae; Streptophyta; Charophyceae; Charales; Characeae. The record is from the annotation of a GenBank genome assembly.